AUGCGACAGGCAGGAACACAGUAUGAAGGAGGUCAUCGCGGUGAUGAAUGGAUCGUUGAUAUUGAAAUGGCGCUGGGAUGCGCAUAUGGCGAAAUAGGAAGGACAGGCAGCAUUUGCAGGGUUCCAGAAAAGAUUCGACCAGCCGAAGACGAAGACAAAGAGUACCGUUACAGGCCUCGGCACGCGGCCAUGGGACCCUUUCACAGGGGCACCAGAAACGACCUGCAAUUUAUUGAAUUGACCAAAUGGCAGCACAUGCACCAUCUUUUUGAGCAUCGAACGCAGAACAAGUCGCUGGCUGUUAAAAGCUGCAGUGAGGCCAUGAAAGGCAUAGGGAGCAUAAUUCGAGCGAGCUAUGGGGAGAAAAUAGACAUGCCAGAAGAGGAGCUUGCCAGAAUCAUGUUACUAGAUGGCUGCUUUCUUCUAGAGUUUCUGCUUAGGUUCACUACUGAGCAAGAGGCACGUGUUGACACGAAAUAUAUGUUACGAGUGCUCACAGAUCUCACGCUGCUCGAGAACCAAAUCCCUUUUGUCGUUCUCACAACUUUGUCCUCAAUACUUUUUGAAUUUCUGUAUGAUGGCCAGCUACCGCGACUACGUCGCCUUCUGGAGGUCAAAUCACUUUCUCCCCACAAACUUGCCAAGUCACUCCUUAAAUGCAACGUUGCCCGCGCUGAUUUCCCCAACGGUGUUUAUCAUUUCCUUCAUCUCAUCCACUUGUCCUCCCCUGAUCCCUAUCAGGACGAGGAACGCAGGAGUGAUCCACUACCAAUGCAGCGCUCCGCUAGAAAGCUCCAAGCUUUGGGAAUCACAAUUAAGGCUGAGGCUACACAAACUAACGAUUCUCCAGGCAAUGACAAGUCGGAAGAAACUGCGGCUUCUGUGCUAAGGAAAUUCGUGGACAAGUUCGAAUUCAAAAUAGAAUUUAAUGAGGAGGAGCGAGCACUGAAAAUCCCGACGCUGCACAUAAAAGAGACAACAGAAGUAAAAUGGAGGAAUUUGAUUGCUUGGGAGCAAAUCGGGUUGACUGAAAUCGGCUACAAAUUCACCUCCUACGCUUAUUUUUUCAAAGGUUUGGUCUGUUCUGUUCAUGACCUCAAACUACUUAAACAGGAAGAAGUCAUAAAAGUGCAUAACGAGGCCAUCAAGGACGAGGAUUUGGUGGAUAUGUUACAAAGCAUCACAACUGGGGCGGAACGAAGGGAUGGGAGAUACAGCAAAAUAUGCAAGAUAUUGAACAAAGCCGAGGUGAAUGGUGUGGUAGGACGUUGCGUCCUCGUUUUCAGAAUGCCGUGGCAUUAUUGGCGGCGUUUUGUGGAAGGAACAAAAUUCCAGUUCUUCAGGCUCGCAUAUAUCUUUUUGGGCACUGCAUGGAGGAAAGCCGGAAUUUUUUCCGGUAUAGCCCUGUUUGGUCUUACUAUUACGCAGACCGUUUAUGCAAUACGGGCUGUAGAGUGA
Messenger RNA from Neltuma alba, 1458 nucleotides. Its product is annotated as UPF0481 protein At3g47200-like. The record is from RefSeq and is a predicted model, not a curated record. The coding region runs from base 1 to 1458 and encodes 485 amino acids. NCBI's taxonomy places the organism in Eukaryota, Viridiplantae, Streptophyta, Magnoliopsida, Fabales, Fabaceae. The transcript is spliced from 2 exons.